UUUUUUUUCUUUUGGUCGCAAGUGCGGCAUCUCUCCCAGUCCCACGCCUCUCUUUCCUCAAUCCCUAUCCCCUAUCCCCUAUCCCCACCCCCAGCUCCAAGAUCAUCCGGCUUAACCCAUUCUGCACCAAAGGCCCACGGAGUUCUAAGGUGCGGAUAAUUAACCCGUCUCCUUCUAACCCGGCUAAAUAGUCUCACUUUAGACUAAAGCCUCACAGUUUCGCCUUAAAGCCCCCGGCCCCUUACGAGCAGACAGGUAGGGGGAGUGCGAAUACUACUGGAUCCUAGGAAAUUGGUUCCCAAGAAGGCUCCUUCCAGGAUCGACCGCUACGGAGAAGUAUUCCAGGAGCCCUCUGUUCUGCGGGGUGACAAUUAGCCAAAGAUUAUUUCUCUUCAUUCAGAAGCAUACAGUUGUUUGCUGAUUGCGAGAAGAUGUUUCUUUGGCUGUUUCUGAUUUUGUCAGCCCUGAUUUCUUCGACAAAUGCAGAUUCUGAUAUAUCAGUGGAAAUUUGCAAUGUGUGUUCCUGCGUGUCAGUUGAGAAUGUGCUCUAUGUCAACUGUGAGAAGGUUUCAGUCUACAGACCAAAUCAGCUGAAACCACCUUGGUCUAAUUUUUAUCACCUCAAUUUCCAAAAUAAUUUUUUAAAUAUUCUGUAUCCAAAUACAUUCUUGAAUUUUUCACAUGCAGUCUCCCUGCAUCUGGGAAAUAAUAAACUGCAGAACAUUGAGGGAGGAGCCUUUCUUGGGCUCAGUGCAUUAAAGCAGUUGCACUUGAACAACAAUGAAUUAAAGAUUCUCCGAGCUGACACUUUCCUUGGCAUAGAGAACUUGGAGUAUCUCCAGGCUGACUACAAUUUAAUCAAGUAUAUUGAACGAGGAGCCUUCAAUAAGCUCCACAAACUGAAAGUUCUCAUUCUUAAUGACAAUCUGAUUUCAUUCCUUCCUGAUAAUAUUUUCCGAUUCGCAUCUUUGACCCAUCUGGAUAUACGAGGGAACAGAAUCCAGAAGCUCCCUUAUAUAGGGGUUCUGGAACACAUUGGCCGUGUCGUUGAAUUGCAACUGGAAGAUAACCCUUGGAACUGUAGCUGUGAUUUAUUGCCCUUAAAAGCUUGGCUGGAGAACAUGCCAUAUAACAUUUACAUAGGAGAAGCUAUCUGUGAAACUCCCAGUGACUUAUAUGGAAGGCUUUUAAAAGAAACCAACAAACAAGAACUAUGUCCCAUGGGCACCGGCAGUGAUUUUGAUGUGCGCAUCCUGCCUCCAUCUCAGCUGGAAAAUGGCUACACCACUCCCAAUGGUCACACUACCCAAACAUCUUUACACAGAUUGGUAACUAAACCACCAAAAACAACAAAUCCUUCCAAGAUCUCUGGAAUCGUUGCAGGCAAAGCCCUCUCCAACCGCAAUCUCAGUCAGAUUGUGUCUUACCAAACAAGGGUGCCUCCUCUAACACCUUGCCCGGCACCUUGCUUCUGCAAAACACACCCUUCAGAUUUGGGACUAAGUGUGAACUGCCAAGAGAAAAAUAUACAGUCUAUGUCUGAAUUGAUACCGAAACCUUUAAAUGCGAAGAAGCUGCACGUCAAUGGCAAUAGCAUCAAGGAUGUGGACGUAUCAGACUUCACUGACUUUGAAGGACUGGAUUUGCUUCACUUAGGCAGCAAUCAAAUUACAAUGAUUAAGGGAGACGUAUUUCACAAUCUCACUAAUUUACGCAGGCUAUAUCUCAAUGGCAAUCAAAUUGAAAGACUCUAUCCUGAAAUAUUUUCAGGUCUUCAUAACCUGCAGUAUCUGUAUUUGGAAUACAAUUUGAUUAAGGAAAUCUUAGCAGGCACCUUUGACUCCAUGCCAAAUUUGCAGUUACUGUACUUAAACAAUAAUCUCCUAAAGAGCCUGCCUGUUUACAUUUUUUCCGGAGCACCCUUAGCUAGACUGAACCUGAGGAACAACAAAUUCAUGUACCUGCCUGUCAGUGGGGUCCUUGAUCAGUUGCAAUCUCUUACACAGAUUGACUUGGAGGGCAACCCAUGGGACUGUACUUGUGACUUGGUGGCAUUAAAGCUGUGGGUGGAGAAGUUGAGUGACGGGAUUGUUGUGAAAGAACUGAAAUGUGAGACGCCUGUUCAGUUUGCCAACAUUGAACUGAAGUCCCUCAAAAAUGAAAUCUUAUGUCCCAAACUUUUAAAUAAGCCGUCUGCACCAUUCACAAGCCCUGCACCUGCCAUUACAUUCACCACUCCUUUGGGUCCCAUUCGAAGUCCUCCUGGUGGGCCAGUGCCUCUGUCUAUUUUAAUCUUAAGUAUCUUAGUGGUCCUCAUUUUAACUGUGUUUGUUGCUUUUUGCCUUCUUGUUUUUGUCCUGCGACGCAACAAGAAACCCACGGUGAAGCACGAAGGCCUGGGGAAUCCUGACUGUGGCUCCAUGCAGCUGCAGCUAAGGAAGCAUGACCACAAAACCAAUAAAAAAGAUGGACUGAGCACAGAAGCUUUCAUUCCACAAACUAUAGAACAGAUGAGCAAGAGCCACACUUGUGGCUUGAAAGAGUCAGAAACUGGGUUCAUGUUUUCAGAUCCUCCAGGACAGAAAGUUGUUAUGAGAAAUGUGGCCGACAAGGAGAAAGAUUUAUUACAUGCAGAUACCAGGAAGAGACUGAGCACAAUUGAUGAGCUGGAUGAAUUAUUCCCUAGCAGGGAUUCCAAUGUGUUUAUUCAGAAUUUUCUUGAAAGCAAAAAGGAGUAUAACAGCAUAGGUGUCAGUGGCUUUGAGAUCCGCUAUCCAGAAAAACAACCAGACAAAAAAAAUAAGAAGUCACUGAUAGGUGGUAACCACAGUAAAAUUGUUGUGGAGCAAAGGAAGAGCGAGUAUUUUGAACUGAAGGCGAAACUGCAGAGUUCCCCUGACUACCUACAGGUCCUUGAGGAGCAAACAGCUUUGAACAAGAUCUAGGUCAUGUAAUCUUACUUCAUACAGAGGACAUUUAUUUAAUGAUGAAAGUGCCUUUUGUUGACUUCUAACUUCCAAAUACUAUAUUAUCAAUAGGCAUGGAGGCAGGUGUUUCCAAGGGUGUCUCAUUAACUGUAGCUGCAAAGAUGUGUCAAGUAGAAGAGAAUUUGUUUAAUAGAUUUUACUACACAAAACCUAUACUGUGGAGUCCUGUGGGGAUCAAACUCUAUUGCCAAAGGGAUGCUUUAUACACAUAAUACUGAAUUUAACCUCGAGAGGCAAAUCUGUUUUGUACCCCAAUGCAAAACCUUCGUCUCUUUGUGCUUUGCAAAGCAAACUCAAGAAAACUGGUACAGGUGUUUGUACCUCAGCUGGGUCCUUUAUCUUGCAUGUAGAUUAAGUUGGUGGAACUGGAAUAAUCCUUUUGAUUUGCGGCAUUGUAACAACUCUGUGUAAAGAUUAUCUGAAAAGUAAAAAAAAAAAAAAAAAAAAAAAAAAAA
Messenger RNA from Nomascus leucogenys (northern white-cheeked gibbon), 3442 nucleotides. It is a transcript of the gene SLITRK4, whose product is annotated as SLIT and NTRK like family member 4. Bases 432 to 2945 code for a protein of 837 amino acids. Gene Ontology annotation, cellular component: glutamatergic synapse; membrane. Gene Ontology annotation, molecular function: protein binding. Lineage: Eukaryota; Metazoa; Chordata; Mammalia; Primates; Hylobatidae. The transcript has 2 exons. The record is from RefSeq and is a predicted model, not a curated record. Gene Ontology annotation, biological process: axonogenesis; regulation of presynapse assembly; positive regulation of synapse assembly.